This is a messenger RNA of Bacillus rossius redtenbacheri, 1752 nucleotides long. Its product is annotated as putative glucosylceramidase 4. The record is from RefSeq and is a predicted model, not a curated record. Gene Ontology annotation, molecular function: glucosylceramidase activity. Bases 80 to 1612 code for a protein of 510 amino acids. The transcript is spliced from 10 exons. Lineage: Eukaryota; Metazoa; Arthropoda; Insecta; Phasmatodea; Bacillidae. Gene Ontology annotation, biological process: glucosylceramide catabolic process.
UCUCGACCGCUCCUAAUAACUUGAAACAAACAGCGGCGGCCAUCAUUCAAGCGAGGAGGUCUCCAGGGAAGAAACCACGAUGUGGAUCCAAGCAGCGGUGAUUACAGUUCUCUGCUGCGCGGGGCUGUGCGUGGCGGACUACCCGUGCGCCAAGAAGGCGGAGAAGUACGGCGUGGUGUGCGUGUGCAACGCCACGUACUGCGACUACGUGCACCAGACGACGGCGGCCGAGCUGGCCAACAAGGUGGUGCGCUACUAUGUGUCGUCCAACGCCGGCGACCGCAUGACGCUCAAGCUCACCAAGGCGGCGAGGCAGGCCUCCCGGGCCAGCGCCUCCACCAUCAUCGUGGACGAGUCAAAGAAGUACCAGACCAUGCUGGGUUUCGGCGGUACGACCACCGACUCUGCAGCGCUCAACGUCAAGUCCCUCAGCUCCAAGACCGAGGAGAUGCUGCUCAAGCAGUACUUCUCCGCGGCCGGCAUAGGCUACACCUUCGUGCGCGUGCCAGUGGGUGGCACCGACCAGUCGUCCAGGAAGUACGCGCUCAUGAGCGACCACGUGGGCGACACGCAGCUCACGCACUUCGACCUGGCGCCCGAGGACUACAAGUACAAGAUCCCCGUUCUCAAGGCCGCCCUCGCCUUGAAGAAAGACCUGAAGCUCUUCGCGGCUCCCUGGUCGGCCCCUGAUUGGAUGAAGCACAUCGACACCAAGACGGACGCCAGCUAUCUGCUGCCUCAGUACUACGAGCCGUGGGCGAAGAUAUACACCAAGUUCUUCCAGUACUACAAGAAGUCGGGCAUCAGCUUCUGGGGCUACACGCCGCAGAACGAGCCCACGCACGGCCUCACCAAUGGCGGCUUCAACAGCAUGGGCUGGCAGGCGGAGAAGCUGCUGGACUGGACCCUGUCCCACCUGGUGCCCAACCUCCGGUCCGCCGGCUUCGGCGGGAUGGAGCUCAUGGUGCUGGACGACCAGCGCUCCUGGGUGCCGUCCUGGACCAAAGUCUUCUUCAGCAACUCCACCAUGAGGAACCUGGCCAAGGGGACGGCGGUCCACUGGUACUCUGACACCACCACCAGGGCCACUGUCCUGACGCAGGCGCACGACGCCUACCCGGACAAGUUCCUGCUCUACACCGAGGCCUGCAGCGGCAGUUACGCCAAAGGAGACAUUCUGCUUGGAUCUUGGGACAGAGCGGCUCUAUACGCGACAGACAUUAUUGAUAACAUCAACCACUGGGUGACCGGCUGGGUGGAGUGGAACAUCGCCGUCAACUUCGACGGCGGCCCGGCGUGGUACGGCAACUCGGCCGACUCUUCCAUCGUGGUGGACGCCUCAAAAGACGUGUUCUACAAGCAGCCCAUGUUCUACGUGAUGGCCGCCUUCUCCAAGUUCGUGCGGCCGGGCGCCGUGCACGUGGGGUCCGAGGUCAAGGGCGACACGGCGAACCUCGAGGUCUGCGCCUUCGUCAACACGGACGGCGUCAAGGUGGUCAUGGUGCACAGCAAGAGCAACGCUGCAGAAACUGUUACCAUCACCGACCGGAACUUCGGCCACAUUAACAUCAACAUUCCAGCCAAAAGUCUUACAACAGUUCUGUAUAAAUAAACAAAACACUUAGAGAAUAUUGCAUUUACAAUGUAACGUUCUAUGUAUUUUAAACAAGUCUUGAUGAAAGAGUUAUUUCAGUACGAAGUUGAAAUGUACGCAGAUGCUUAAGAGUGCGAAUAAAUUGCAUAGCAACAGUU